CUCUCUCUCUCUCGAAACUUUACUCUUCUACUUCUUCUUCUUCUUCAUUUCUCUGAAUCCACCGCAUUGUACGCUCGCCAUGGAUUUCCGCAUCCCUGGCGCGUCGCCGCCUCUCGCCUUUUUCCUCCUCCUCUUCUCAACCUGCUUCGCAUUGCCGGAAUAUUCCCAGAAACCCUCCUCCUCCUCCUCCUCCUCCUCCUCCUCAGCUCAGAUCAACUCCAACUCCGUCCUGGUGGCCCUUCUCGACUCGCAUUACUCCGAGCUUGCCGAGCUCGUCGAGAAGGCCCUGCUCCUCCAGACUCUCGAAGACGCCGUCGGCCGACACAACAUCACCAUCUUCGCUCCUCGAAACGACGCCGUCGACCGCGACCUCGACCCCGACUUCAAGCGCUACUUGCUCGAACCGGGCAACCUCAAAUCCCUCCAGAAGCUUCUCCUCUUCCACGUCAUCCCCACCCGGGUCGGAUCCGACCAAUGGCCCACCCACUCCUCCUCCUCCCGUCACCAGACGCUCUCCCAGGACCACCUCCAUCUCUCCAGGCUCGACUCCGGUGAGAAGGCCGUAGAUCUCGCCCGGGUCAUUCAUCCCGAUUCCGUGACCCGACCCGACGGCGUCAUCCACGCCAUCGAGAGGCUUCUCAUCCCCCGCUCCGUCGAAGACGACUUCAACCGCCGCCGCAGCCUCCGCUCCAUUUCCGCCGUCAAACCCGAGGGAGCUCCCGAAGUCGACCCGAGAACCAACCGGUUGAAAAAACCCGCUCCGCCGACCAAGCCCGGAUCCUCGCCCGUUCUUCCCAUCUACGACGCCUUGGCUCCCGGACCUUCACUCGCCCCGGCUCCCGCUCCCGGACCCGGUGGGCCCCACCACCACUUCAACGGCCACGCGCAGGUCAAGGACUUCAUCCACACGCUCCUGCACUACGGCGGUUACAACGAGAUGGCGGACAUUUUGGUGAAUUUGACUUCCUUGGCGACAGAGAUGGGUCGGCUAGUGUCAGAGGGUUAUGUGCUCACUGUUUUAGCUCCCAACGACGAGGCAAUGGCGAAGCUGACGACGGACCAGCUCAGCGAGCCGGGUGCGCCGGAGCAGAUUAUGUACUACCAUUUGAUUCCCGAGUAUCAGACUGAGGAGAGUAUGUACAAUGCUGUUAGGAGGUUUGGGAAGGUGAGCUAUGAGACACUGCGGUUGCCCCACAAGGUUGUGGCUCAAGAGGCUGACGGGUCGGUUAAGUUCGGGCAGGGGGAGGGCUCCGCGUACUUGUUCGACCCGGAUAUUUAUACGGAUGGUCGGAUCUCGGUGCAAGGGAUUGAUGGGGUGUUGUUCCCGGCCGAGGAGGUGGAGUCCAAAUCCGAAACCAAAGCGGUUCAACCCGCUAAGAUCGUCGCCAGGCCCAGGAGAGCAGGAAAAUUGAUGGAAGUAACAUGUCGGAUGCUAAGUGCUGUUGGACAGAAUUCUCGGUUCACAACUUGCCAAUGAAGUAUGCUGCGACUGUAUUUUCUAGAUGGGCAUGACCAGGAAAACUGGCCAAGACAGGGAGUCCUUGAGAUUGAUCAAUGGAUGUAAAAAGUCAUGGAAAAAAGGGCAGCUUACAAGAAUAUCAGAGUUUGGUGGUGAACUUGGUUUUUUUUUUCUUAAAUGGGUUUUUCUUUUACCGUAGUAUGUCUCUUUCAAUUUCUCUUUUUCUUUCUCUCUUUUGCCCUUUUUGCGGUUCUGGGUCUCUGGUAGAGAAGAAAGAAGAUAAGCUAGAGUUAAAAUACACAAUUAAGUACAUAAAUGUAUUUUACAUUACAAUCACCAUUAUUUUUUUUUUCAAUUUUUUUAGGUGGUUUGUUAGUAGUGGCACUUAGGCCGUGUGUAAUCAUCAGGAUGGAUGGGGCAGUAGUGGCUUUCUCUGCCCACUGAAUAAAAGUCUAAAUGGAAUGAAAUAAAAUCAUUCUUUUCUGUAA
Argentina anserina (silverweed cinquefoil) is the source of this 1947-nucleotide messenger RNA. Its product is annotated as fasciclin-like arabinogalactan protein 17. The transcript is spliced from 3 exons. The record is from RefSeq and is a predicted model, not a curated record. NCBI's taxonomy places the organism in Eukaryota, Viridiplantae, Streptophyta, Magnoliopsida, Rosales, Rosaceae. The coding region runs from base 80 to 1477 and encodes 465 amino acids.